AUGGCUGAAAUUCAAGGAGGGAAUAGUGGCAGUUUUGUAAUGAGGGACUACAGGAAAGGGAACUGGACAGUGGGGGAGACAAUGGUUCUGAUUGAGGCAAAGAAGAUGGAUGAGGAGAGGAGAAUAAUGAAGAGAAGUGGUAGUGGCAGUGCUGAUCAUGGGGAUCAGACCCCCAGAUCAAUAAGCAAACCAGCUGAGCUGAGAUGGAAAUGGGUGGAAGACUAUUGCUGGAAGAAAGGCUGCUUGAGAAGCCAAAACCAAUGCAAUGACAAGUGGGAUAACCUCAUGAGAGACUACAAGAAAGUGAGGGAGUAUGAGAGGAGAUGUGUAGUGGGGGGUGAGAAUAAGGAGUUGCCAUCUUACUGGAAGCUUGAGAAGAGUGAGAGGAAGGAGAGGAACUUGCCUACCAAUAUGGUGCCUCAGAUUUAUGAGGCUUUGGUUGAGGUGGUGGAGAAGAGAGAGAUGGGUAGAAUUGUGGUGGGUGCUGGUGGUGGUGCUUCUGUUUCUGGGUCCAUUAGUUCCAACCCCAACAUUGGAUAUGUGGUGGAGAGACCCAUGGUUAGUGGUGUUCAUCAGUCUACAGUGUUCUCUCCUCCUCCUAAUGUGAUGCAACAGCACCUGAUCCAAGCUCAACCAAUUCCAGCAGUGCAUCGUUUACCAGCACCAGAGGCAGCUCAACCACCUCCUCCUCUUCCAUUUUCUCAACCUAUUCCCCCAGUAGAUACUGAUACAAGUGAGCAUUCUGACUCACCAGCCAAAAGGAGGAGAGGAGGGAGAGCAAGUGGUGGUGGUGGUGGAGGUGGAGAUCAGCAGCAAGGGAUCAGUACCAGUGGGACUGUGAGCGCAAGCACCUCAAGUGAAGUGGGCACUGCUAUUUCCAGAGGAGCUUCCAUAAUUGCAGAAGCUCUUCAGGGCUGUGAGGAGAGAGAAGAGAGGAGGCACAGGGAGAUUUUGAGCAUGCAUGAGAGGAUGAUUCAGAUUGAGGAGACUAAAACUGAGAUCAACAGGCAAGGCAUUAGUGGCCUUGUUGAUGCCAUUAACAAGCUUGCUAAUUCCAUCCAGGCCUUGGCUUCCAACAACCAAACCCAAUCUUCAGCUCCAAAGUGA
Molecule: messenger RNA, 1107 nt
Organism: Argentina anserina (silverweed cinquefoil)
Lineage: Eukaryota; Viridiplantae; Streptophyta; Magnoliopsida; Rosales; Rosaceae
Exons: 2
Coding region: 1-1107 (368 amino acids)
Source: RefSeq, a predicted model, not a curated record